AUGGGAAAGGCAGAGAACUAUGAACUGUACUCAGUGGAGCUGGGGUCUGGCCCUGGUGGGGACAAGACCGCCAAGAUGAGCAAGAAGAAGGCAGGUGGUGGGGGAGGCAAGAAGAAGGAGAAGCUGGAGAACAUGAAGAAGGAGAUGGAGAUGAACGACCAUCAGCUGUCAGUGUCUGAGCUGGAGCAGAAGUACCGGACCAGCGCCACCAAGGGCCUGACUGCAAGCCUGGCAGCUGAACUGCUGCUGAGGGAUGGGCCCAACGCGCUUCGGCCCCCUCGCGGCACCCCUGAGUAUGUGAAGUUUGCCCGGCAGCUGGCAGGCGGUCUGCAGUGCCUCAUGUGGGUGGCUGCUGCCAUCUGCCUCAUUGCCUUUGCCAUCCAGGCCAGUGAGGGUGACCUGACCACAGAUGAUAACCUGUACCUGGCGCUGGCGCUGAUCGCUGUGGUAGUAGUCACUGGCUGUUUCGGCUACUACCAGGAGUUCAAGAGCACAAAUAUCAUCGCCAGCUUCAAGAAUCUCGUGCCCCAGCAAGCCACUGUGAUCCGAGACGGGGACAAGUUCCAGAUCAAUGCGGAUCAGCUUGUGGUGGGCGAUCUUGUGGAGAUGAAAGGCGGGGACCGUGUCCCAGCAGACAUCCGCAUUCUGUCGGCCCAGGGCUGCAAGGUGGACAACUCCUCUCUCACUGGAGAGUCUGAACCGCAGACCCGCUCACCUGAGUGUACACAUGAGAGUCCCCUGGAGACCCGCAACAUCGCCUUCUUCUCUACGAUGUGUCUGGAGGGCACAGCGCAGGGCCUGGUGGUGAGCACAGGUGAUCGCACCAUCAUUGGCCGCAUCGCAUCGCUGGCCUCGGGCGUGGAGAAUGAGAAGACGCCUAUUGCGAUCGAGAUUGAACAUUUCGUGGACAUCAUUGCGGGCCUGGCCAUUCUUUUUGGUGCCACAUUCUUUGUGGUGGCCAUGUGUAUCGGCUACACCUUCCUUCGGGCCAUGGUCUUCUUUAUGGCCAUUGUGGUAGCCUAUGUGCCCGAGGGGCUGCUGGCUACCGUCACAGUCUGCCUGUCACUGACAGCCAAGCGGCUGGCCAGUAAAAACUGCGUGGUCAAAAACCUAGAAGCGGUGGAAACCCUGGGUUCCACGUCAGUCAUCUGCUCAGACAAGACGGGAACUCUCACUCAGAACCGCAUGACGGUGUCCCAUCUAUGGUUUGAUAACCAUAUCCACACGGCGGACACCACGGAAGAUCAGUCAGGCCAGACGUUCGACCAGUCCUCGGAGACAUGGCGGGCGCUGUGCCGCGUGCUCACCCUGUGCAACCGCGCCGCCUUCAAGUCUGGCCAGGACGCCGUACCGGUGCCCAAGCGCAUCGUGAUCGGAGACGCCUCUGAGACAGCGCUGCUCAAGUUUUCGGAGCUGACACUGGGCAACGCCAUGGGCUACCGGGACCGCUUCCCCAAAGUUUGCGAGAUCCCCUUCAACUCCACCAACAAAUUCCAGCUGUCCAUCCACACGCUGGAGGAUCCACGGGACUCCCGGCACUUGCUGGUGAUGAAGGGCGCCCCCGAGCGUGUGCUGGAGCGCUGCAGCUCCAUCCUCAUCAAAGGCCAGGAGCUGCCACUAGAUGAGCAAUGGCGUGAGGCUUUCCAAACGGCCUAUCUCAGCCUGGGAGGUCUAGGCGAACGUGUCCUUGGUUUCUGCCAGCUCUACCUGAAUGAGAAGGACUACCCACCUGGCUAUGCCUUCGACGUGGAGGCCAUGAAUUUUCCAAGCAGUGGCCUCUGCUUUGCGGGACUCGUCUCCAUGAUUGACCCUCCUCGGGCCACCGUCCCUGAUGCUGUGCUCAAGUGCCGCACGGCAGGCAUCCGGGUGAUCAUGGUGACCGGUGACCAUCCCAUUACAGCCAAGGCCAUCGCAGCCAGUGUGGGCAUCAUCUCAGAAGGCAGUGAGACAGUGGAAGACAUUGCUGCCCGCCUCCGCAUGCCCGUGGACCAGGUUAAUCGGAAGGAUGCCCGGGCCUGUGUGAUCAAUGGCAUGCAGCUAAAGGACAUGGACCCAUCUGAGCUGGUGGAGGCCCUGCGCACCCACCCUGAGAUGGUCUUUGCUCGCACUAGUCCCCAGCAGAAGCUGGUCAUUGUGGAGAGCUGUCAGCGACUGGGUGCCAUUGUGGCUGUAACAGGAGAUGGUGUGAAUGACUCCCCAGCCCUGAAGAAAGCCGACAUCGGUGUAGCCAUGGGUAUCGCUGGCUCAGAUGCUGCCAAAAAUGCUGCUGACAUGAUCUUGCUGGACGACAACUUUGCUUCCAUUGUGACUGGCGUGGAGCAGGGCCGACUGAUCUUCGACAACCUGAAGAAAUCCAUCGCCUAUACACUGACCAAGAACAUUCCAGAACUGACACCCUACCUCAUCUAUAUCACUGUUAGCGUGCCCCUACCCCUUGGCUGCAUCACCAUCCUCUUCAUAGAGCUCUGCACAGAUAUCUUCCCAUCGGUGUCCCUGGCAUAUGAGAAGGCCGAGAGCGACAUCAUGCACCUGCGUCCACGGAACCCCAGGCGUGACCGCUUGGUCAAUGAACCCCUGGCUGCUUACUCCUAUUUCCAGAUUGGUGCCAUCCAGUCAUUUGCGGGCUUUGCUGAUUACUUCACCGCCAUGGCCCAGGAGGGCUGGUUCCCUCUGUUGUGUGUGGGACUGCGGCCACAGUGGGAGGACCACCACCUACAAGAUCUUCAGGACAGCUAUGGCCAGGAAUGGACAUUUGGUCAGCGUCUGUACCAGCAGUACACCUGUUACACGGUGUUCUUCAUCAGCAUCGAGAUGUGCCAGAUCGCUGAUGUCCUCAUCCGCAAGACACGUCGCCUCUCUGCUUUCCAGCAGGGCUUCUUCAGGAACAGGAUCCUGGUGAUUGCCAUCGUGUUCCAGGUCUGCAUCGGGUCCUUCCUGUGCUACUGCCCGGGGAUGCCCAACAUCUUCAACUUCAUGCCCAUCCGGUUUCAGUGGUGGCUGGUCCCCAUGCCCUUCGGCCUCCUCAUCUUUGUCUAUGAUGAGAUCCGGAAACUUGGAGUUCGCUGUUGCCCAGGGAGCUGGUGGGAUCAGGAACUCUACUAUUAG
Molecule: messenger RNA, 3105 nt
Organism: Microtus oregoni (creeping vole)
Lineage: Eukaryota; Metazoa; Chordata; Mammalia; Rodentia; Cricetidae
Gene: Atp4a
Product: ATPase H+/K+ transporting subunit alpha
Exons: 22
Coding region: 1-3105 (1034 amino acids)
Biological process (GO): proton transmembrane transport; sodium ion export across plasma membrane; potassium ion import across plasma membrane
Cellular component (GO): membrane
Molecular function (GO): P-type sodium:potassium-exchanging transporter activity; magnesium ion binding; ATP hydrolysis activity
Source: RefSeq, a predicted model, not a curated record